This is a messenger RNA of Anthostomella pinea, 768 nucleotides long. Lineage: Eukaryota; Fungi; Ascomycota; Sordariomycetes; Xylariales; Xylariaceae. The record is from the annotation of a GenBank genome assembly.
AUGGCCGGUAAAGAAGGAGCCCCCGACUCGACUCAAUCCAGAGGAACUCCUCGUCUCACCCCCAAACAGAAAGAUCCUCCCGUUUUCACCAGUGAUCCUUCUACCGACAAGGACAAGACCCCUGUGAUGUUCGAUCAGUGGUUCUUGAUCCUUCGAAAGAAGCUCGUGAGCAACACCGACCACUUCCCUUCUGAUGACGACAAGACCAUGUAUAUCCUUGCUCAUCUGUGCGGCACAGCGUCUUCUCGUUUGAUGCCUUUCAUCAAACCGGAUGACACUACCGGAGAGGCCGUCUUCAAGACUAGCAAGGAGGUUCUGGAUCAUCUUCACGAGCAGUACAAGGAUCUCAACGAACAAGACGUUGCUAAGGAAAAGUUCAACAAACUGGAGAUAACAACUGGUAUGGAGUUCAAAGACUUUCAACUGGAGUUCGUCAGACUGGCCGGAAUGGCCAAGAAGGACAAGUCAACCUGGAAGGAAGAGAUGUUCAAACGCCUCCCAGGCCGCCUUAAUACCAUCUGCCUGGACAAGUACCACGACAAGACGGUCAACUACAACUACCUUUGCACGUACGUCCAGCGACACGACUAUCAACAACGCAAGAACUUUGUGGUCUCCCAAAUGCGAAAGAACGAUGCCCCUCAAGGUCAACAGAACACCAACCCCCCAAAGAACAACGGUGGUGGUGGAGGAGGCAGCCCGUACCCCCCUCGCAAUCAGAACCAGAGUCCGAACCCUGCUGGAAGUCAAUCUCGUCCUGCCUCUUGA